CAUCUUUUGCUAAUUAGGAAUGAAGACAUUUGAUUUAUUAUCUGCUUUAAAGUGGAUCUUAUGCGUCCGUUCUCUCAGCGUUUUAACACAACCCUGAUUGUAGUCGUGGUUUUCAUCUAAGUGAUAAGAAGUGCUGAUGCCUGUACAACAAGCGUUUGAAAAGGAGAUGUCAAUAGCCCAGAGAUGACUGGCCACAGCUGACAUUAGUUGACAAGAGUUCUAAAACACUUAAGUUUAUUAUUGUAGCUAUUCGGAACCAGACACCGUAUCUAAAUGAAAGGCAAAAAUGGAGGGCAUGGAAAUGAUAGCCAUCGCUGUUGUGAUCGGGCUAUUUAUUGUUGUGCUGAAACAGUUUGGGAUUUGGGAACCUUUGUCAUUAGAAGACAGCAGUGACAGUGACCUGGAGCUAUCCAUGGUACGCCACCAGCCAGAAGGCCUGGAGCAGCUCCAAGCUCACACCCAGUUCACCAGGAAGGAACUGCAGUCACUCUACAGGGGAUUCAAAAAUGAGUGCCCCAGUGGCUUAGUAGAUGAAGAAACCUUCAAGAGUAUUUACUCACAAUUUUUCCCUCAGGGAGAUGCCACCACUUACGCUCAUUUUCUGUUUAACGCAUUUGAUAUGGACCGGAAUGGCUCCAUCCGCUUUGAGGACUUUGUGCUGGGUCUGUCCGUGCUCCUCAGAGGCUCUGUGACGGAGAAGCUCCGAUGGGCUUUCAACCUGUAUGACAUCAACAAGGACGGUUAUGUCACUAAAGAGGAAAUGUUGGCAAUAAUGACCUCCAUCUAUGACAUGAUGGGACAGUAUACACUGCCCAGUGUGAGGGACGAUUCCCCAUUUGAGCAUGUGGAGAAGUUCUUCCAGAAAAUGGAUCGUAACAAAGAUGGAGUGGUGACUAUUGAAGAAUUUAUUGAAACAUGUCAGAAGGAUGAAAAUAUAAUGGCUUCCAUGCAACUUUUUGAGAAUGUUAUCUAGUCAAACCUCUAUAGACUGAUGCUGCAUUGUGCUUCCAGCUGCUACUUCCAGUGUCAAAUAACCAAAUUCUGACACAGUGGCACCAGGAUCUUCCAUUUUUGAUACAGAUUGCUAUAGGCUUUUACACUUCACUUUUAGUCAGGAAUAUAAAUGCAUGUUUAUCAGUUAUUGUUUAGCUUUUUUGUUUU
Molecule: messenger RNA, 1161 nt
Organism: Periophthalmus magnuspinnatus
Lineage: Eukaryota; Metazoa; Chordata; Actinopteri; Gobiiformes; Gobiidae
Product: calsenilin-like
Exons: 8
Coding region: 287-973 (228 amino acids)
Biological process (GO): regulation of potassium ion transmembrane transport; negative regulation of transcription by RNA polymerase II
Cellular component (GO): voltage-gated potassium channel complex; nucleus
Molecular function (GO): DNA-binding transcription repressor activity, RNA polymerase II-specific; RNA polymerase II cis-regulatory region sequence-specific DNA binding; potassium channel regulator activity
Source: RefSeq, a predicted model, not a curated record